This is a messenger RNA of Nilaparvata lugens (brown planthopper), 4482 nucleotides long. It is a transcript of the gene dimm, whose product is annotated as protein dimmed. Lineage: Eukaryota; Metazoa; Arthropoda; Insecta; Hemiptera; Delphacidae. The transcript is spliced from 5 exons. Gene Ontology annotation, molecular function: protein dimerization activity. The coding region runs from base 468 to 1106 and encodes 212 amino acids. The record is from RefSeq and is a predicted model, not a curated record.
AUCUUCUCUUGUAUCAAGGUUAGGCCUGAUACACGAACUACAGUUCUGACACGAAUGUAUUUGUGUUCCACGAAGGUCACUUUUUUAGUACACUAUCGAAUUGAUAGUUUGUGAUAUUAGCUGUUACUUGAAGAGUAAGGUGUCAUUUUCACGAUUCGGAUUGUUCCUAUGAUAUUAGUUUCACUUUUCUGUCUCUUGAAGUGAUGGAUAUUAAUGUCAAGAAUCAAAUAUUACUUCCAAGUUGGUGUUUGUGAAGUGCAUUGAAGUGUCUGUUUUUUCAUAAACGAGACGUAUUUGUUUUUUCUCAUAAAGGUGUCUAUUUUUUCUCAUGAACGUGUUCAUUUUCCCUUGAACGGGUUUGUAUCUCUCAUAAAAUACGUGUUAUUUCAAUAAAAACUUGUUCGACUCUUCUUAUUUGACAAUCAGUUGAAUUUGCGUGGUGGAGUAUUUGACAGUUUCCUUUGAAAAUGCAUAUAACCAAAGGAGAGCGCACAUCGUCUCGUAAAAGAAAGAUGAGGUCGGCGGAGAUGUUGUCUGGUUCGGAGAGCAGCUGCCGGACGCCAGAGCUGUGGCAUGCCGACGACGAGGACAUCGAAGUGGAGGUAGCCGCUUCUGACGAUGACUCACACUCAAAAAUCAACGGACGAGUAGACGCAGACUGUUCGGAUAGUUCGGGAAGCGAGGGUCCCAACUCCAGUUCGUCGCGGAAGUGUUCGCGCGCCAAACGGAAAUGCCUGCUCGGCGCGAACAGUGCUCGUCGACGCAAAUCGGGGCUCUCGGCCAGAGAGAGAAACCUGCGCCGACUGGAGAGCAACGAGAGAGAGAGAAUGAGAAUGCACUCGCUCAAUGAUGCCUUUGAGCAACUCAGAGAAGUGAUACCCCAUGUGAAAAUGGAACGAAAACUUUCAAAAAUUGAAACCCUUACAUUAGCCAAGAACUAUAUUAUGGCACUUACCAAUGUGAUAUGUGAAAUGAGAGGCGAUGAAAAACCUUAUACAUUUCUGGACGUGGACUGUAGCAGCAGCGGAGGCGACGACCUUGAAUCGAACAACAACUCAAUGUUUCAGGAAAAUCUGGAAAAUUCUUCAUCAGCCAGUAUCACGUAGCAAUAAAUUAGUACUUUUAUGUGAACUGACACCAAGUCGAGAUUAACCGAAAUUUAUAACAAGUUACUUGCCUUCUUCCAUACUGUCGCUAAUUGUUUAGUUAAAUUUUUUGUUUCCAUCAUUAUUUGUAGCGUUUUAAGAAAUGAAACUUGAAUUAUUUUCAUUGAUGGGUGAAUCAAAAAGCUCUAGUAAAGACGUUUCAUAUGAUGAAAUUAAAGUAGGGUUUUUGGAAGUUCUCAAUUUUAUAGUGAAAAAUUCAAUGUGGAAAAAAUAUCUUCAUUAAUAUAUUAUUAUAGUUUUAUUUUAAAAGAGCAAUGAGAAGGGUGCGAGUCUUCCGAUUGUAAUCAAUUUAUAUUUUUUUUAAAUUCUUAUUGAAUUAGAACUCUACUGAGUUGAGCCAACCUUUCAGAGCCUCGUCAAUUGGAAUUUUGAAUCUUUCUCACAUUAUCCCUGAUUCAUUAAUUUUUCAAACUAUCUUGUAUUUUAUCAAGUCAAAAACGAGCAAAAAAAACAUUAAGUUUAGCAUGAAAGUUUGAAUUGAAAAAUGAUAAAUAGGUAGCUAGUGGUUGUAAGCAAUCACUAAGUUGUGAAUGGUUGUUAAUGCCCUCUCUGUGAUAAAACGUUUUUAGAAAUGAGGAGUAUAUUGUUCAUUUGAUGAAAGUAGAAAAAGUAAUUUUAGCUGUCUUGAUUUAUAGGACUGCUCAAUUUUAGGCUCUGAAAAUUCAAGCUUUCUGCUAUAUUUUUGUAAGUUUUCUUUGAAAUUUUCGUUUUGAAAUCUCUAGAGAUAUCAACAUAUUACUCAAAAAGUAAUUAACAAUGAUUAUUUUUGUUCUAAUUAAUUGUAUGAACAGCUUAUAAUGUGAAUGGGACUCAAUUUAUGAGGAUAAAAAUGAACAUCGAUCUCUUGGGAACCUCAGUUAAUGUUUUGUGUAAAAUGCAACCCAACUACAGAAUGCCAAACCCAGCACUGCCAUCAAUUAACUGAGGUUUCUUUCUAGUCUUACUUUACUACUUAGUCCCAUUCUAUAGAAACCCAUUGUUCUUUGUUGAAAAAAUCAAAUAAAAUAAAUAAAAAUUGAAGAACAUGUUUUCAAUAGCGCUGUUGCUGUUGUAUGACUUGAGUUCUAAAUCUUUUUAGUUCUCAAACAUUUCAAAAUUUAAUUUUCCACUGUUGGAAAAUUGUUUGGAAAAUGUUAGAAAACUAAGAAGUUUCAAUAUUCAAGUUCAGACAGUUUUCAAAAAAUGUUUCUUAUUAAAUUGAAAAAUGUUUAUUCAUUUGUUACUAAAAUUUAAGUUAUCUAAAAAAUGUAUUGUGAGAUAGUUUAUAGGAGAUUCUAAACCACCUGAAUCUUUUCUGAUAAAAUAAUAAAAAAUAAAUAUAAGUAACAAUAAUAACUAUCUACGUAAUUGUAAUUUCAUCUAUUCAUUUAGACGGAAAAUCUUACAACCCAACUUCAUUAGAAUGGAAAAGGUACCGUAAUUCUUAGAAAAAGGUUGUACUUUUUUGAAAGUGAGUAGUAGCCUAAUUCUUUACAAAAAGAAUUGUACCUCCUUUGAUCAAGUUUGUCUUUCAAUAAUUCGACUUGAAUAUUUUUCCCAGAGCAGAGAAAUUUCUAUAAAAUAAUUCGAGAUUUUAGUUUUAUGAAUUUUGCACGUCACUAAUGAAAUAAUAGCUGAUUAAUUAUUCGAAUGACUAUUAUUGGAUAAAUGAAAAAACACAGUUUUAUUUUGUCACAUCCACAUUUAUUGGACAUUAAUACAGGACUGCAGUUUCGUGUUGAAACCAACACAUCUUCAGCUUCAAUACGCAACUGCAGUCCUGUAUUAAUUUUCAAUAAAUGUGGAUGUGACAAAAUCAAUUCUCAUUCAAGAAAUUUUAUAAUUGAAUAAAUAGAUAAGCAUUUAUAUUAUGUUUCACUCUAUAUAAAAUCAACUACAUUUUAUCAGCUCAUUAUUAUUUUAUUUAUCUAUAAAUUUUCAAACAUUGUGUGAGUGUGUAUAUUACCAAAUUUUAUAUUAGCCUAUUUUCAGUAGUAAAUACUGUAUUCACUUGAACUUUUUGAUUCACCCAUUCUCUUAUGUAAUGCUUCUAGGCUAAAUGUAUUCAUCAUGAUUAUUCAGUACUUAUAAGUAUUUACGUUAUCGAUAAUUAUUCGAAUAGAGAAUUCAACAUAUCAAUUACCAUGAACAGUUUUAGCUUAAUUGUAUUUAAAGUAAUGAAUCUCUAUUUGUAUUUGGUAGGUAGUGUGUUAUAAUAAUGAGCUAUGCUAGGUUAUUAAAGUUUUAAUUAUCUUUCUGAAAUGGAACGUUUCCAACUAUAACGUUUGAAAAUGUAAUAUUUUUCUAUUUUAACGCUAAAAUAUUGCUGUAAAUUUUAGCUAUAUCAUGUUGGUAAUUAAAUUUGAGCAGUGGUAAGUCGAUUGAAAACGACUGAAGAAAACGAUCGAAGAAAUCGUUGAACUGACAAAAAAUUAAUAUUGAAAUCAAUUCAAGAACUUGAAAAAUCAUGAACUAGAGAAAAUCGGAUGUAGUUGAAUGAAGUUAAGACUGCUCUAUAUAAUGAAUGAAUAAUGAAUUUAUUGCCAAAUACAAGAUAGCUCCAUCCCAAUUUUUACCUCUAUUUGUUGAAACCUUUUAAAAUAUACGGUAAUUAUGUCAGAGCUACAUAAUUCUCAAUGAUGUCGUCAUCACAAGUAUUAAUAUUGAAAUAUAUAUCUUACUUACCGCUGUAAAAAUUAUAAAAUUACCAAGUAAUUGUUGAACUUAUUACUAUUUUAUGCAGGAUUCUCAUGCAACAAUCAUAUGAUUAUAAUUAUAUAAUUAUAAUUAAUUAUAUAUAUUAAUUAUGAUUAUAAUUAUAAUUCAUAUGAUUAUCUGCAAAGAUGAUAAAAUUACCAUGUUGUAUAUUGUAUAUUGCGUACCGGUACUUAUGUAAAUAAGGUGAGGACAUCUGAUUAAAUAAAAUACAUAUAUGUUCUGAAGAUGAACUUGUUUACAGUCACCAUAAUUUAUGUUGAUUGUAAUUUUUUCAAUUCCAUUUGAAAUAUAUCUCAAUUAUUCAGAAAAAAUUGUAGCCUAAAAUUCAAUGUUUAUGACUCAUCAUAUUCAUCAUUUUCAUUCGGGAGUAGUAGAUCGUCGAGUUUCAACAUCAUAAUUACUGUAGGUAUUACCUAUGUUAUAAUAAACCCAAAACACAUAUGCAAGAAAAAUUGUUUUAGCCUAGAAAUUUCUUAUGAAUGUGUUACCAUAAAUAGUAGAUAUAUACCAAGUGUACAUAGUAAUUGUAAUGGACUUCAAUGCAAAGAACAUUGAAGGCAGUUUUAUGGGAAUGCUUCAACCAUUUUUAUAAAUAUGAAAAUAAAAUCGAAUGCUAAAA